Messenger RNA from Magallana angulata, 1914 nucleotides. RefSeq lists its product as uncharacterized. The transcript has 10 exons. Bases 150 to 1718 code for a protein of 522 amino acids. The record is from RefSeq and is a predicted model, not a curated record. NCBI's taxonomy places the organism in Eukaryota, Metazoa, Mollusca, Bivalvia, Ostreida, Ostreidae.
GGGUCUAAAGAGAUAUUCAGAUUUGCUUUUCAUAUUGUGUGGCAAUAGGGUUUAUUCCAUUCGUAUACAAGACGAGAGCGCAGAUAUUUGAAAUUUGCUGGCAGAUCAUCGCCUUAUAGGAUACAAGUUUUCAACAUUUCUUGGAGAAAAUGACCGUAGCUGGACACGCAGUGUUUCUAUUAUUGAUAGUAUAUUUUGCAGCCCCAGUAAAGACAGACUGCACUAGUACUUCAACAAAUAAAUCGGGAAACUGCACCACGGAAGCCAAAAAGAUAUCACCGUUGUUUCAUGUGGAGGCCCAAAGCAAUGUGUCCGCUAGAGUAGGUUUAACUUUUGAAAUGGAAGGAGGUUGUAAUGAACUUCCACUGAAAGUAGAAGUUCAAAUCAAUGCAUCCUCUCAAGGGAAUUUUAUUUUCCCGGGAGGUGGUAUAACGCAGCGACCAGACAAAACCGGGAGUCCUUACGGAGGCGUGAUCUACAAGUACAAGAAUGAUGGAAGCAUCAGAAUUAUGGCACCAAAACAUACAGUGGCCUCAGGCGUGGCCCUGUUUACAGGGGGCUCCGCUUGGGAGGGCGUUCAUCGAGUGACGGAGAAUUUGGUGGGGGUUCGGUACCGUGCGUGGUGUCGCUGUAACCUCCCACCUCCGGGGUUCGAAUCCCCGUGGACGGAUAUCAACGUUUUCAGUAAAAGUUUUCUAGAAAUAAGUCAUGGCUUAGGAGUAACACCGGAUAUGGUUAUCGUGCAAUUACGUCACGGGUCAUCGACAAGUGACUGGGUGUCUGACGUCACUGGUUCAAUGAGUUCCACAGAAAAAGGAAGUAGGAGAAGUGGGCUAAUAUAUGGAUACGACUCGAGUAAAAUCCGGAUCUGGGCUCCGGAUAAUGGAAGUUUAUUUAAUACGACGGAUGGAUGGGGAUUACCAAAAGAUCAUGGUGCUGUUUUAUCAGGCCAGGUGAAAGUAUAUGCCUGGAACUAUCUGAUGAACAUACGGAGUAAAUCAGUCAAUAUCAAUAAAAGUUCGUCAAAGUCUAAUUUAGAAGUCAGUCUUCCAGAAGCAGUUGAUGUUUAUAAAGAUAUCGUAUACUUCACGGUUUCCCCAACUGAUGGUGACAACAGAGGAUUCUUGUUUCCUGGGAUAAGUUCAGUUCAGAACACAGACCCCACAAUACAAUACGGAGGUGUAAUGUAUGCAUACUCCACAGAUAAGAUCAGGCUAUGGCAUCCAAAGUUAGACUCUCAACAUUUCCUGGUGUACAUCAACAAUGAAUGGGGCAGGGGGAAUCACGUGCAAUCUUCUGAGUCUGUUGUCGCUAAGGUGUCGGUGUGGAAAGCGGGUCAAAUCUGUCUGAUUCCUAAAAAUCAACGCACAACACCAAAAGUAACCACUGUGCAAUCUACAUCAACAACAAGGACACCAACCGCCACUGCAAGGGGAACAACCGCCGCAACAAGGGGAACAACCGCAUUGACUGGGAGCUUCAACAAACAGACCACCUCACCCCCAGCCAGGGGACUAGGUAACACAUCAGCUCGCCAGAAAGACAAGAAAGAGAGUUGGUACGACAGAUCGUUGACAGUUCCGGUCAUCUGGCUUCUAGGCGGGGGCGGCUUGUUGUUGCUUAUCCUCCUGAUAGCAUGCACUGUCUGUCUCUGUCAAAGCAACUCAUCGGAUAAAAGCCAAACCAGGGUGUCCCCGCAAGAAAUUGACCAGUUUUGAUUUCAUCGUUACAAUCUCAAAUCAAUCUUUGAAUAUGUUUCAAAUAUAAAAACUUUAUUGAACAGUUGAAUGAACAAGUAAUUUUGUGAUUAACCGUACUUGACUUUUUCUUAACGUAAAAUAUAACGAAUGUUAUAUAUAUUGUGUAUGUGUAUAUUUUUGCCAAUCAGUAUUUUAUAUAAAGGUUUACAAUGUA